AUGUCUGCCUUGGAAAUUGUGGGUGGUGAAGAUAAAGCUAAUAUAGUUCUUAGGUUUUAUGAGAUGGCACUUCGUAAAAACUUCACAAAGGGUCGCAGGAGAGAAGUGUAUGCUGCUUGUGUAUACAUCAUGUGUAGGGUGGAAAAUAAACCAUUUCUUCUAAUUGAAUUCUCAGAACAUCUAAGGAUAAAUGUUUACGUGCUAGGGGCGGUGCUUGAAGAAAACCCACUUAUUCAGAACCUUGUGGAUCCUAGCCUUUUCAUUCACCGAUUUUCUGACCGAGCUACCUGUCAGUCAAACUCUAUUCAUGAUACUAUUGAUAAGACAAUGGAUGCUAGUGAUUUUACUUUGGAAGAGUCGGAGAAUUUAUCGGACAUCGAUGAUACUGAGGUGGAUGCCUAUAUUAACACACAGGAGGAGAAGAAGUUGAAAACGACUGUCUGGGAGGAGAUUAACAGAGAAAUCUUCAGAUAUAUGUUGGGUGAACCAGGACAAACGACAGAAGCGUGCUGCUGAGUUAAAAAGCCGUGGCCCUCCUCAAACUUUUGGGGAUGCAGUAAAAGGAAUGCUAGAUGCAAAGAAGUUGAGCUCAAGAAUUCGAUACGGACGGGCUUCUUGAUUCGGACGAGCCGGACCCCAAGAGAAGCAAAACGGUGGCGGAGGCGGUGGAGGAGUUGGAGGAGCACGAAGACGAAGAAGAUCCCGAAUUAGAUGGCUACGCUGACAACACCGAAGAAUAUGAUUAUGACCAAGAUUAUAAUGAUGAUUUACAGGAGUAGUAUUUUUCACGUAUACCUUGUCUUCUAUUAUUAUGCAAAUACCAUUAUUUAAUUAAUAACUAUAGCAAGGCUAAAGCUACAAUAUUUUUGGCUAAUUGAGAUAAUAACUUUUUGAUAAAGAUUACCAGGAAAGUGAAACUAUGAAUUUCACCUUGGUAGUUAGGUUAUAGGUGGAUAUUAGUUGAUGCACAGCUUCAUAUAGGAAAAUGCAUAAAUAUUGUUUAUUGAAUGAAGGCUAAAUAUAAUAGUAUGACACAAUAAAUAUGAUAUGAAAAAUUAAUGCAACAUAAAUAAGAAUUAAAGCUACAAUUUAUACGAUACGCCUUUUACUGGUCAUAUCUAUCUCAUUAUUGAAGAUUUGUUUAAUUUAAGUAUAUUCUUUUGCUUUUCAAGAUAUUAGUAAAAGUAUAACUACCUAUAACCUUAUCACUAUUCCCAUUUACAUUUAAUGUUAUUUAGGCAGUGCAUAA
Molecule: messenger RNA, 1249 nt
Organism: Salvia splendens (bonfire salvia)
Lineage: Eukaryota; Viridiplantae; Streptophyta; Magnoliopsida; Lamiales; Lamiaceae
Product: transcription factor IIIB 60 kDa subunit-like
Exons: 9
Coding region: 1-516 (171 amino acids)
Biological process (GO): transcription by RNA polymerase III; DNA-templated transcription initiation; transcription preinitiation complex assembly
Cellular component (GO): transcription preinitiation complex; nucleus; transcription factor TFIIIB complex
Molecular function (GO): RNA polymerase III general transcription initiation factor activity; RNA polymerase III type 3 promoter sequence-specific DNA binding; TBP-class protein binding
Source: RefSeq, a predicted model, not a curated record